Daktulosphaira vitifoliae (grape phylloxera) is the source of this 1030-nucleotide messenger RNA. RefSeq names its product probable serine/threonine-protein kinase clkA. Gene Ontology annotation, molecular function: serine-type endopeptidase inhibitor activity; protein binding. Lineage: Eukaryota; Metazoa; Arthropoda; Insecta; Hemiptera; Phylloxeridae. The record is from RefSeq and is a predicted model, not a curated record. Bases 139 to 927 code for a protein of 262 amino acids. The transcript has 3 exons.
AUUUAAAUGUAAUGAAUUUUCCCAUAAACACGUUUCAAUAAUGUUUUAAUUUCGCUCGAUAACAUUUCAAUAAAUAUUAAGUACACUACAGUGGUGAUAAAUUAGACUAUGGGAAAAUACUAUUAAUAAUUUUCAAUUAUGAUUUUGUCAACCGUAUGUUUCAGUAUUAUAAUGUCUUAUACCAGUAAUGGGGCUUUUGUUGAUCAUAAAUUAACUUCAGAAGUUUUACAUGAAGAAAUUAAUUUAGGUAAUAAAUUCUCGUUUAGUACGAGUAAGCAAAACAAAGAACAAUCAAUAAUUAAACGACAAACACAUCUUAAUAAUUUUAACGAAGUAGGAAUUUAUAAAACAAGCUUUGGACCAAGUUUACAAUAUAGACCCAGCCGUCUUUGGCCCUAUAAUAUUAAUCAUGAAUUAAGUUUUGGGGAUAGGCCAAACUAUCAGAGGCCCAAUAAUGGAAAAAUUGUUAUAAAUGAACAAAAUAGCCAAUGGUUCAACAUUCAUAACACCCAACAAAAUAUUCGACCCCAUUCAAAUAACUAUCAAACUAACCUAGGAAAUAAUGAACAAUCGAAUAAUCACUGGUUAAACUAUAACAAUCAUAAUCAAAAUGGACUAGAUUUUGAGAAUAACAAGAACAAUCUUUAUUGGGGUAAUAAUAACCAAAAUAAUCAAGGACUAUUAAACAAUGUUCAAAAUGGAAACCAAUUAACAACAAAUAAUUCAUUUGCUUUUUCACAACGUAACGCAUGUAAUUUAAGAUGCAGAAAAAGGGUAACAUUUCAAUAUGAUCCUGUAUGUGGAACUGACGAUAUCACUUACCAAAAUAGAAAUUAUUUAAAUUGCAUGAAGGAAUGUGGAAUUGUAACCGAAAUGGAAUACUUUGGUAAAUGUGUGACUACAACUCAACGCAUUCUUACAGUAUAACUAAAGAUGUAAACAAGAGUUUAAACAAAUUUGAUUAUAUUAAAUAUCAUGACCUUAUUAAAGAAACUUGUAUUUUUUUAUUCUAACUGUUAUUAAUACACAA